Molecule: messenger RNA, 1464 nt
Organism: Caenorhabditis sp. 36 PRJEB53466
Lineage: Eukaryota; Metazoa; Nematoda; Chromadorea; Rhabditida; Rhabditidae
Source: the annotation of a GenBank genome assembly
AUGUUCCGCUCGGUUUUUUCGAUUCUCGCUAUUGUCGCUUUGGUAAGCAUCAUGAAGUUUCUUCUAGAUUGUUCAUUUCUUAAUGUUUUCUAGGCUCUUUCCGCUCCAACUCUUAGAGAGAAACGGCAAUCUUGUGCCUGUGCCCCAGUACAGCAGCAGCAGAAUUCAUGCUGCACCAUCAAUGUCCAGGUUCAAUACACCCAGACUCAAACGACCCAAGCCCAAGACCCAUGUGCCUGCCAGCAGCAGCAGCAGCAACAACCAGCUUGUGAUUGUGCUCCAGCCCAGCAAGACCCAUGCGCUUGCCAAGUGAGCCGUAUUUUUCUGAUGAUAGAAAACAAUUACAAUCUUUCAGCAGCAGCAACAGCAGCAAUCAUCGUGCGACUGCGCUCCGGUCCAGCAAGACUCCUGCGCUUGCCAGCAACAGCAACAAACAUCGUGCGAUUGCGCUCCAGUUCAGCAAGACCCAUGCGCCUGCCAGGUAUACUUACAAUCUCGAAUAACUCUUUAGACGGAAUUCAUUUCAGCAGCAACAGCAACAAUCUUCGUGCGAUUGCAACCAAGCCGUCCAACAGCAACCAGCUUGUGACUGCCAGCAAAACCCGUCUUGCGUGACUUGCAUCCAGAUUGAGAUCCGUCAAAUUCAACAGCAACCACAAGCUUGCGACUGUGCUCCAGCUCAACAGACUUCUUGCUGCCAAGAUGCUCAGGUAUUCAAGAGAAAACAAUUUAUGAAUCUAAAUUCAAGAGGUUUGCAGCCAUCAUGCGAUUGCGCCCAACAGCAACAGCAACAACCAUCCUGUGACUGUGCCCAAACUCAGCAAACUUCUUGCUGCCAGCAACAAGCGCAGGUACUGCCGGAACUGCGAAAACGGAAGAGAACUGUUUGUUUCAGCCAUCUUGCGACUGCUCCUCCCAGGUUCAACAGACUUCGUGCUGCCAACAAGCCCAGCCAUCUUGCGACUGUGCCCAAACUCAGCAAACUUCCUGCUGCCAACAAGCUCAGGUAACUUGGAGCUCGAAAAUUGGUUUAAUAAAUUUCUGAGUUAUAGCCAGCUUGUGACUGCGCCCCAGUUCAACAACAAUCAUCCUGCGAUUGCGCCCAGCAGACACAGACCACCACUUCCUGCUGCCAACAAGCUCAGGUGUGUGAAAAAUUAAAAAAUUAAAAUAAAUUACUUCUUUCAGCCAUCGUGCGAUUGCAAUCAACAGACUCAGCCAACCUACCAAGUCCAAGUCCAACAGACCGCGCAAACGAACCAAUGCGUCCCGGCUUGCCAGCCAGCCUGUCAAUCCUCGUGCACUGCUUCCUACACCAACCAACAGAGCCAAUACUCUACUGCUACUACUUCUUGCGACGCCCAACAGUGCGUUUGCCAACGUGGAUACGUGAAAUGCGCCGAGCAAACGUGCUGUCUGAGAUACAGAUACACCAGCCGCAAAGCCAAGCGAUCGAUCGCCUGA